AUUACACACGUUUGUUAUAAAUAAGGAACACUUGUUUGUAUAAGUAAAUUUAAUUUUCCCAGAUUAAAAAAAGAAAUGAGUUUCUGUUGAAAUUCAAUUGUUUCCAGUUGAAAAUGUCAAUAACCAUGAUUCAUCAUCCAGAAACAUUUUCAACUCCAAAAUUCACAAUAACACAAAAAAUCAUGCAUCUUAUACAACCACAAUAAAUACACUAGUUCCCCGUUUGAUAAGUAAACCAUAUCCCCCAAAAAAUUGCAAGAAAUAUUAUUCAGAAACAAGAAGAUAUAAAUAGGAAACAAGAUGCCCAUUCAGAAGGUUAAAGCUCGGCAAAUUUUUGACUCCAGAGGUGAUCCAACUUUAGAAGUGGACAUAAUCACAGACGUUGGUCUGUUGAGGGCUUGUGUACCAGCGGUUGUAUCGCCCAGCGCUAAUCAGGCUCAGGAAUUAAGGGAUGGAAACGAAGCCAUGUAUCAUGGGAAAUCCGUGUUCAGAGCCGUUGACGUAGUUAACAAUAUCAUUGCACCGCAACUUUUGAAAUCUAGGCUGGAGGCAUGCCAGCAAACGGAGAUAGACAGUUUGCUAAAUCGGUUAGACGGUACCGAGAAUAAAUCAAAAUUAGGAGCGAAUGCGAUCCUCGGUGUUUCCAUCGCUUGUUGCAAGGCUGGCGCUGCCAAGAAAGGGCUUCCAGUUUACAGAUACAUUGCUGAGAUGGCUGAAAAUUCCGAACUUUACCUUCCUGUCCCUUGUUUCAAUAUGAUCAGCGGAGGUAGACACGCUAACAACGUUAUACCAUGCCAAGAGUUUUUGAUCCUACCUAUAGGAGCGGAAAGUUUCGCAGACGCGAUGAAAAUGGGCACAGAGGUGUACAGAGUGCUUGAAAGAAAAAUUGCAACUGCCCAGGAGAUACAGUUACCUCUUCCAGUUAGCGACGAUGGUGCAUUUACCCCUUUGGAGCUAGAGGAAGAUAAAGAAGCUUUGUUGUUGUUGGACGAAUCCAUCAGAGAAGCAGGAUACGAUGGAAGAAUUAAGAUAGCACUGGACAUGGCAGCCAGUGCCUUUUACAAAGAAGGAGGAUACGAUUUGCAGUUUAAAACAGAAGAAUCCGAUCCUGACGAUUAUAUGGAAGCAGAAGCGCUCCGGGAUCAGUAUUUGGAAUAUAUAUCGGAGUAUCCAAACAUCGUAUCCAUUGAAGAUCCAUUCGAUCAAGAUGACUGGGAGGGAUGGCUCACGAUGGCCGAUCAAGAAGAAGUCCAAAUUGUCUCUGAUGAUCUGACAGCGAUGAACAUCGACAGAAUCGAGGAAGCGAUCGAGAGGAGUUCGGCCAAUGCUAUCGUCCUGAGAAUGUUACAAAUUGGGACCGUGACAGAGACGAUUAACUGUGCAAGAUUGGCGCGAAUCAGUAACUGGGGAUACGUGGUGUCGGCUUGUCAGGGUGAAACGGAGGACAAUUUCGUAGCUGAUUUAGCUGUAGGUUUAUCCGCUGGUCAAUUCAAAUCUGGAGCUCCCUGUAGAAGCGAAAGAAUCGCUAAGUACAAUCAACUGCUAAGAAUCGAGGAAGAACUUGGAAAAGAUGCGAAAUACGCUGGUCAAAAUUUCAGAAAUCCUUUGGCUAAAUGAUU
This is a messenger RNA of Osmia bicornis bicornis, 1619 nucleotides long. Its product is annotated as enolase-like. Gene Ontology annotation, biological process: glycolytic process. Gene Ontology annotation, cellular component: phosphopyruvate hydratase complex. Lineage: Eukaryota; Metazoa; Arthropoda; Insecta; Hymenoptera; Megachilidae. The transcript is spliced from 4 exons. The coding region runs from base 301 to 1617 and encodes 438 amino acids. The record is from RefSeq and is a predicted model, not a curated record. Gene Ontology annotation, molecular function: magnesium ion binding; phosphopyruvate hydratase activity.